GGGGCUCGGCCGGGGCGGCCGCGGAGGGAGCGGCGGCUCCGGGGUGGCUAGGUGUCGGAGGGCGGCGGUGCUGCCGGGCGCUGGAGCCGAGGCCGGCGGGACCGGAGGCCGCCCGCCGCUGCCCAGCCCUGCCCGCCGCUGCCCUCGAGCUCCGCGCCCCUCCGGAGGCCACGGCGACCAGGGGCGCGCGCCGAGGGAUGCAGGCAGAUUGAAUCCAUCUCUGGAACUUGUGACUGCUUUUAACCAGAGGAAGCGUUUUCUGCAUAGGAAAGUCAAUGGCUUAAUUUCGGCAAGUGCUGGUGUGGCUUUGCUUCUGCUAUGAUCCACGAAGCUUGAGUCUGAAGGACACAGUGCUUUUUGGGAUGACAAUAUGACUCACAGUAAAGGAAGAUCUGUCACUUGCAAGACAAGUGGCAGUCCAGAUAGUGGAGGAGGUUUUGUAGACUGGACUUUAAAUUUAAACACAAUUCAGUCUGACAAGUUUUUGAACUUGCUUUUAAGUAUGGUGCCAGUCAUUUACCAGAAGAACCAGGAAGACAGGCAUAAAAAAGCAAAUGGCAUUUGGCAGGACGGACUGUCAGGUGCAGUGCAGACCUUGAACAGGAGGUCAGAGCCACAUCUGGACUACCACGAGUUCUCAGAGCAGGCCUUCCACAGCAGCAGUGGGCAUGCUCCAGCCAGCUGCAGCCCCAAGUACGACGACUAUGCCGGCUAUAACUACUGCGACGAAAGGGAGGCUUCGGAAACCACCGCCAUGUUACAGGACGAAGAUCUGUCCAGUGAGGGCGAUGAUGUUAUUGUGGAAACAAACCAGAAGCUACCCAAGGAGUCCAGCGGCAUCAUGGCUCUGCAGAUACUCGUGCCGUUCUUGCUGGCUGGGUUUGGAACAGUGUCUGCCGGCAUGGUUUUAGACAUAGUACAGCACUGGGAGGUGUUCAAGAACGUGACAGAAGUUUUCAUUUUAGUCCCUGCACUUCUUGGUCUCAAAGGGAACUUGGAAAUGACACUGGCUUCUCGAUUGUCCACUGCAGUAAAUGUUGGGAAGAUGGACUCACCCAUUGAAAAGUGGAACCUAAUCAUUGGCAACUUGGCUUUAAAGCAGGUUCAGGCCACAGUAGUUGGCUUUUUAGCAGCCGUGGCAGCGAUCAUAUUGGGCUGGAUUCCAGAAGGGAAAUAUUACCUCAGCCACUCCGUACUUCUGUGCUCCAGCAGUGUGGCAACCGCCUUCAUUGCCUCUCUUCUGCAGGGAAUAAUAAUGGUUGGCGUCAUCGUUGGCUCAAAGAAGACAGGCAUAAACCCCGACAACGUGGCCACACCUAUUGCUGCUAGUUUUGGUGAUCUGAUAACUCUCGCCAUAUUAGCAUGGAUAAGUCAGGGUUUGUACUACUGUCUUGAGACAUAUUACUACAUUUCUCCGUUAGUGUGUACCUUUUUCUUGGCUCUGACACCUAUUUGGAUUAUAAUAGCUGCCAAACAUCCUGCUACCAGGACAGUACUCUACUCAGGCUGGGAGCCCGUCAUAACAGCCAUGGUCAUCAGCAGCAUUGGGGGCCUUAUUCUGGACACAACUGUAUCUGACCCAAACUUGGUUGGGAUUGUGGUUUACACGCCAGUUAUCAAUGGUAUCGGUGGCAAUUUGGUGGCCAUUCAGGCCAGCAGGAUCUCUACCUACCUCCAUUUGCAUAGUAUCCCUGGAGAACUGCCCGAUGAGCCCAAAGGCUGUUCCUACCCGUUUAGGACGUUCUUUGGUUCAGGAGUGAACAACAAGUCGGCCCAAGUCCUCCUGCUCUUAGUGGUUCCGGGCCACCUGACCUUCCUCUACACCAUCCACCUGAUGAAGAGCGGCCACACCUCUCUGACUGUAGUCUUCGUCGCUGUGUAUCUACUUGCUGCUGUGCUACAGGUGUUCACCUUGCUGUGGAUUGCUGACUGGAUGGUCCAUCGCUUCUGGAGGAAAGGGAAGGACCCAGACAGCUUCUCCAUCCCGUACCUGACGGCACUGGGUGACUUGCUUGGGACCGCUCUGCUGGCCUUAAGUUUCCAUUUUCUUUGGCUUAUUGGAGAUCGUGAUGGAGAUGUUGGGGACUAAUGGACCCUAGGAGCUGUUGUGGGGUCACCCAGGAGGAGAACGCAAGGCAGCUACUGCUGUCCUUCCCCAAAGCUCUUCAUCUGUCGUGUGACUUGUGACUUGUGCCAGGGUAGUCUGCGGUUCACCCUGACUCCAUAAAUGGCCUUAACGUACUUUUUAAGGAAUUUGUGUUGAAAUCACAAUGAAGGGUAUUUGUGCUGCUUUUUGUAGAAUAAAUAAUUUGACGCAGACAUAGAUACAAGCUCACACUCUAAAAUUAGUUAGGAAAGAAUCUAGGAUGUUUACAGUGAAUAAUUUUGAAACCACAGACCUAGCAGAAAUAUACUUUAUUAUUAGGUUAUAAUGAAGGGUGGCGGCAAGGAGCUUUAAUCUUGCUGCCAUGUCUCACUGCAAAGGGAGCCGUGACGUGAAAGGCACCAGCUUCCUUCCGAGUAUUAAUUGCGCCCUCUCCCAUGGGCGCUAAGGUUGCCAACUGCUUAUUCCUAAACUGACUCAAUUGACUCUGCUGAACACAACACACUUGUCUGAAACUUCCCUGUGCCAAUGUUCGUUUAAUUUCAGUUCUCAACAGGUGACCCUUUAAGUAGUUUUUGUCGUCGUCAGAGAAGGGGUUCACCAUGUUGCCUAGCAGGCCUUCAGCUUGCAGCCCCUUGCCUUGGUUCCUUCCUCCUGACUCUAAGAGCACUGGGCCAUUUUGCUCAUUCGUGUUGAAAAAUGUAGAUCUGAUUUAAAGAACAGUCAUUGAAGCAGAAGAUGGUUGACAGACAGACAGGCAGACAGACAGGCAGACAGACAGACAUAGUGAUUUCUUUGAAAUAAGUACCAUUUAAUAUAACACCUGAGAUUUGGGAGGAGCAGGUGGCCCUGUUGCUCUGUAAGGCACCCUGCCUGUCAGUUGUCCCUCCAAAGGAGAAGUUGUGGCUUACCUCCGUAAGCAUCUCAUCGCAGGCUUCAUCUACAGGGACCAUCUCAUAUUCUUAGCUGUAUUUCUCAAAUGUUUUUCUGAAACUCUGGCCAGUAUCCUACGCACAGACUAGCACCUGGCUGUUCACUAGGAAGCACUUUUUAGAUCACUUAGCGCUUAGGAAAACUUGAGUGCAAUCUUUGAAGACCAUUAAAUAUUUAAUAAUUUAAACUGCUGAGGGAAUAAAAUGCUCAUGGCGUUGAUUGUCAUCGUGUUUGUGUUGUGUAACUAACUAGCAGGUAGUUUGUAAAUAUACUGAGGAAAUAUUCUUAUUAAAGUCUUUAUGGAGGCCGUGGUUUAAAGUUAUAUAUUUUUGCUUAUUUUUACACUUCAUUCAAUUCUUCUGCCUUAUAAUCAAGCUUUGAAGGCAUAGUGCAAACAAAUUAUGGGAUCUCCCCUUUAAAGCGGUACAAUGUCACAGAGUGACUGUUCUGACAAAAUAAGCAUAAAGUUUACGCUGAUGAAUAUUUAGUCGCAAAGAUUAUUUUAUGUUUAAAAAAUUAAUAAUACCUUUCAUUUUACUAUAAAGUGCUGUGAAUUUGGGUUUUGCAUCUGGGCUCUAUGUUCUUCUGUUUCCUGUUGAGACAGACUUGCUUUAUAUCCCAGACUAGGCUUAAACUUGAGAUCCACCUGCCUUAGCCUUGGGUUUCAUUCUCUUUAACCCUGAAAAAUGCAGAGGAAGCCCCAGUGUUAGCACUGGCCAGUGUUAGUGUCAGACUCUGUGCUAUGAAUUCCAACGCACACUCGAAUACCGAUGGCAUUGUCUUGCCGUGGUUGAAUGGAGACUACUGCUGUAUUUUACAGCUGGAGACAAGGGAUGAGAGGAGUGACAUUUUUAAGAUUGCACGGCUGCAAAGUGGCCAGACUGUUCUAGACCAGUGUUCUUUGUUAUGUCCCUCUGCACAAAGAGUAUCCACUUAGUCAGUCACCCGAGAGGAAGUCCAGUGCGGUGGGCUAGACUUCCAGAUUGCUCAGGUGUCUUGGUGGUCAGCACAGACAACUCUGAGCGGCUCCUAAGGGCAGAGAGACUGGAAAUGAAAUAAUGAAUAUUUUACCUUAUAAAAUAGUUUCCGUUUUAGAUGAAGACUUCAGACUAAAGAGCAGUGCCGCAUUUCUUUUCUUUUGUUGAUGUUGUUUUUUUGUUUCUCGAGACAGGUUUCUCUUUGUAGUGCUGGCUGUCCUGGAAUUCAUUUUGUAUCCCAGGCUGUCCUCAAACGCAGAGAUCCUCCUGCCUGUGCGCCCCCUGCCCCUCCCCCAGCCCCCAGCACUGGAAUUAAAGGCGUGUGCCACCACUGCCUGGUGACACCUCAUUUCUUACCAUCUCCAGGCACCAACCAUCCUCCUAGACCACAGGAGGGUAUCGGGCGGUUGAUGCUCAGCCUUUGUCAGAGCAGCAAAAUAUCUCAGACACAUGUAAUAGUCAAAAACAGACUCUGCCUCCAAAACAAUACAGAGAAACCCUGUCUCGAAAAAAAAAAAACAAAAUAAAACAAAAAAAAAAAAAACAGACUCUGCCUAAAUGCACUGUAAAGGGAUAUACAUUUUUUUAAGAACAACUGUAGAACUUUGAAAGUCUUCAUCUAAGUAUGUAAGUUUUAUUUACCCAUAAAUUUUAUUAUCGGUCUUAGGUAAACUAACAGUAUUUUUAUACCACUUAAGCCCCUACUUUCCAAAAACACUUUUUCCACUAAUUUACCAGGCACAUUAUACACACAGCUAAAUAAAUCAUAUGUUUUUAUUCUUGACCAUCCACCUUCUUUUGAAGCUAAUAAAAUAGAAACACAUGGUGGUGUAUCUUGUGGAGACAUCAGAAAACCUCACACCAUAAGCUGUCCACAGUGUAGCCAGAUGAGUCUUUUAAAAGUGUCCCAGUGCUGGGGCGGGCCUUCCUUCCCUAUGUUGAAGGUAUAGUUUACCCACUGAAGGUGGGCUCUGGGCACCUUAAAAUUGUGUAGACCCAAGUCAAAAUAAAUAAAAUGUGAGAAGCA
Mesocricetus auratus (golden hamster) is the source of this 5041-nucleotide messenger RNA. It is a transcript of the gene Slc41a2, whose product is annotated as solute carrier family 41 member 2. NCBI's taxonomy places the organism in Eukaryota, Metazoa, Chordata, Mammalia, Rodentia, Cricetidae. Bases 371 to 2089 code for a protein of 572 amino acids. Gene Ontology annotation, biological process: monoatomic cation transport. The transcript has 11 exons. Gene Ontology annotation, molecular function: monoatomic cation transmembrane transporter activity. The record is from RefSeq and is a predicted model, not a curated record. Gene Ontology annotation, cellular component: plasma membrane.